AUGAGGAUUGGACGUUGUUUCGCUUUCAUCCGGAUCGAUCUCAUCCGCGACGCUGUGCCUAAGCUCGCGAGUCACGGCCAAGGACACUUCACAAUCUUGCAGAGGAGGAUCUUCGCAACCUCAUCACGCUCCAACAUGGCGUCUUCGGCUACUCCAGAGACCAUCAUGAUUGAUGGCAAGAAAUACAGGCACGUCCGCGAAGGCCUAGCUUCAGUACUUGCUCCCUAUGCAGAGGAAUUGCCCUCGUCAGCCAAACACUCCAAAAACAACGAUGAGGGUAGCCAGGCCGUCUUCUACAAUCCCAUCCAACAGUUCAACCGAGACUUGACCGUCCUUGCAAUCAAAGUCUAUGGCGAAGGUGCUCUGGUGGAGAAGCAGGCAAGAGUUACUCAAAAGAACCAGCAUGCGAAAAGAAAGAAGGCCGCCAAAAAACUCAAUGUCCCACCAGCCACUCAAGUCGAUGAUGACGCCAACAAGGAAUCGGAGCAGCCUAAUACUCGAAAGCGCAAGGCUGAUCACUUGGAAGAUCUAGUGGGCGAUGAUAAGCCGGAAGAGUCUGUAAAGAAGGCCAAAGCUAACGGACACGACGAAGAUGACGAAGAACCGCUUGUUGCUGAGAUAAGUGCUGAUCCUGCGGGUAACGCGACUGGAGGAGAAGGGCAGCAACCAAAGACUAAUGGGCAUUCAGGGGCUGCCGAAUCUGGAGGCAGCCCUCCUGCAGUCUCAAGGAAACAACUUCCCUUUUCUAUUUUGGAUGCCCUGUCUGCAACAGGCCUUCGAGCAUUGAGGUAUGCCAAAGAAAUACCGUUUGCAACCACCAUUGUCGCAAAUGAUCUCUCUCCGGCAUCGGUCGAGAGCAUUGAACUCAACAUUAAACAUAACGAAGUCAGAGAGAAAGUCCGGUCCAACCUUGGUGACGCUCGGUCUUUCAUGUAUAGCAAAGUUGGCAACGAGCAGUUGAGACCUGCGGAAGGAUAUGUACAUCGCUAUGAUGUGAUCGACAUUGACCCGUAUGGGACAGCAGCUCCUUUCUUCGACUGCAGUCUUCAGGCAAUCCAGGAUGGUGGGCUGCUUUGUAUUACCUGCACGGAUGCUGGUGUUUUUGCUUCGACAGGCUAUCCUGAAAAGACAUUCGCUCUGUAUGGUGGAAUUCCUAUCAAAGGGCCACAUUCGCACGAAGGCGGUUUGAGGCUGAUCCUCAAUGGAGUUGCGAUGUCUGCCGCAAAGUAUGGCCUUGCAAUCGAGCCCCUUCUGUCACUUUACAUCGACUACUAUGCUCGAAUCUUCAUUCGGGUCCACCGAAAGCAGCAGGAAGUGAAACUGUUAGCUGGUACUUCCAUGACCGUCUAUAACUGCGGUCAUGGCUGUGGAGCCUGGGUCACACAGCCUCUGCUUCGGAAUCAGCCACAGACGUCUAAAUCAGGCGACACAUUCUACAAAUUCUCAUUCGCCCAAGCACCGUCCACAAACCGGAACUGUGAGCAUUGUGGUUCAACGAUGCACCUGUGUGGUCCGAUGUGGUCAGGUCCCCUGCAUAAUCCGCACUUUGUUGAGAAGAUGCUCGAGAAGGCCCGAACCCUGGACAAGGACACAUAUGCCACUGUCGAUCGGAUUGAGGGAAUGCUUACUUUGGCCCUAGAGGAGGAUCUCAUGCCCAGUAACUCGGGCCUAGAUGCUGCAGCGGUCUCAGAGUCAAAGAACAGAGCUACGCCUGACUCGAGGUUAAUACCGCGACUUGCGACCAACAAGCCAGACGUUGCCCCAUUCUUUGUCAUGCCUACUUAUUUGGCAAAGAUAAUCCAUUGCGCCACACCUUCGGAAGAUGCGAUGAGAGGUGCCCUGCUUGGUCUCGGCUACAAAGUCUCCAGAUCUCAUUGCAAGCCCGGCAGUAUCAAAACGGACGCCCCAUGGCCCGUAUUGUGGGAAGUGAUACGAGAAUUCAUGCGGACAAAGGCACCUAUCAAAGUUGGGGCCGUGAGGAGGGGCACAGCAGGAUUCCAGAUCCUUGCGAGGGCUAGAGGGUCGGAGCGAGCUGUUGUGUCUGAAUUGAAGGACACCACAAGGGACCAGCUUCGGAGGUGCGAGACUAAGGACGACCUGAAAACUGUGCUGCAAGGGAUUUUAUAUCGACUGGAGAACGAGCAGUCGAUGUUUGAGACAAAGAGUGGCGAAUCAUCUGAGCCGAAAGGUGGUAAUGGAGAAGCGACAGCCCAAAAGGAGAGAUCACCAAACCGCAAUCGCACACGAUCCAGAAGUCCCCCACCUCUACCACUGAGCAAGCUGGAAAUUACGUUCGACGAGAAGCUGGGGAAGGAGAAGUCUCGCGGCAAGUUAGUAAGGUACCAGAUGAAUCCGAGGGAGAAUUGGGGUCCGAUGAGCCGAGCUGGAAGGACUUCAUAA
Messenger RNA from Cladophialophora immunda, 2400 nucleotides. Its product is annotated as N2,N2-dimethylguanosine tRNA methyltransferase. The transcript has a single exon. The coding region runs from base 1 to 2400 and encodes 799 amino acids. Gene Ontology annotation, cellular component: nucleus. The record is from RefSeq and is a predicted model, not a curated record. Gene Ontology annotation, molecular function: RNA binding. Gene Ontology annotation, biological process: tRNA N2-guanine methylation. Lineage: Eukaryota; Fungi; Ascomycota; Eurotiomycetes; Chaetothyriales; Herpotrichiellaceae.